Molecule: messenger RNA, 1400 nt
Organism: Motacilla alba alba
Lineage: Eukaryota; Metazoa; Chordata; Aves; Passeriformes; Motacillidae
Gene: MYDGF
Product: myeloid derived growth factor
Exons: 6
Coding region: 93-578 (161 amino acids)
Biological process (GO): positive regulation of angiogenesis; positive regulation of endothelial cell proliferation
Source: RefSeq, a predicted model, not a curated record
GCCCGGGCUCUGCCCACACCCACCAUGGCCGCCGUGCGGCCGCCGCCGCGCUGACCCCUGCCGGCCGCCGUAGGCCGCGCUUCCUCUGCAAGAUGGCGGCGCCCAGCGGGAGGAGCGGCGGGCGCGCCUGGGCCGCGCUGGUACCCGCGGCUCUGCUGUGCCUGGCGGCCCGCGCGGCCGCGGAACCGGGCACGGCCCCGGGCGCGGCCUCGAGCACCGCCGAGUUCGACGUGCGGCCCGGCGGGGAGGUUCACUCCUUCUCCCGGAGCCUGGGGGAUUACAGCUGCUCCUUCACCUACUCGGCCCAGGGCGGCACCAACGAGCAGUGGCAGAUGACGGUCGGAGCGAGCGAGGACAGCGGGCUCUUCUCCUGCUCCAUCUGGAGGCCCCAAGGGAAGUCUUAUCUCUUCUUUACCCAGUUUAAAGCUGAAGUGAAAGGAGCCAAGAUAGAGCAUGCCAUGGCUUAUCUGGUUGGUCGGUGUGAAUUCUGUGACCUGUUGGAUUGCCUCAGCCUCUCACCCCUCCUUCCUUCCUUCCUUCCUUCCUGUUUCAGUCUCAGGCUGCUGCGGGUGCCCUGAGCGACGUCCCCCUGAAGCAGGAGGAGUUUGGGAUCACUGAAACAGCAGUGUCUCACACGGAAGGCAAGUUCCGUUUCGAGCUGUCCAAGCUCAUGAUUGUAGCAAAAGCCCCCCGUGACGAGCUGUGAGCCCAGGCCAGCCCUGGGCAGGGGCCAUGGCCACACCAGCACGGCAGGGAAGGGAUUUCCUGCUCACCUGCAGGGCUUUUCUUUCGGUUGGCCAAACCUUUUCUGUUUUCCGUACUGAAAUGUGCUGGGGACCGACAGGAGUGGGGCUCGGAGGGCUGGGGACAGAUUUGUUCUGCCUUGUGUCACAGUAACACCCCGGGAGGCUCCUGAUCCUGCUGUGCUCCUUCCUGCCGGGCUGAGCUGCUGAGCAGGGCAGAGCUCCCUGGGAAGGGGCUCCUUAUCUGCCUGCCUGGGAAGAGCAGGGCAGGGAGAUAAGGGGCUGGACUCAAGCAGGGCUUGCUAAAGGGGAGCUGUUAACUCCGUGGGCUCUGGAGGGAAGAUGGCAUUUCUCUCUCCAGAGUGACAGGAGGAAAUAAUUAAUUUAGGGGGAGGGAGGGAGGGGAUUGGCCACAGCUCUGACUCCGUGGUGAGUGUGGGGCUGGGGUGGAUGCAGAGCUGGGCUGGGGGAGGGCAGAGCAGCUUAUUCUGACACCAUCAGGAACCAAUCCAGGCAGCACUUCCACGUGUCAGCACAACCACGGGACUAUUUUAUACCUACAGAAAAGUGAUGUUUUUCUUAUCCAGAGUAAUAACAGGGAAUGUGCAAUUCCUUUCCUGUAUAAAUACAGUAAAAAUAAAGACAUAAAGCAUCGUG